AUGCGUGUCUCGCAAGGCCACUUGGUGUUUUUCUCUUUGGUCGCUGCCUCAGUGGCAGCCAUCCGACUCGAGAAAAGAGCAACUGUUCCAGCGUUUGUUCGUCAGUUCGCUCCGGUGGUGUUUCUCGAUUCCACGGAAGCAUACCUUCCCAGUUCCAUCGCCGCACAAGUGGCGAACACUCAUCCUGAGGAUUUCGCCGGACGAAAUAUCUCUACGCCCGCCCCUUUGACCUUGGCCAAUCUCAACAGCCUCGAUACCUUCGGGAGCAACGGUAGCAACGUCACUCUGACUUCCGACCAAGGCAUCCGUGCCCUGCCUUCGUGGUUCAACGGCGCGAAACCCAACGCCAAUGGCUCUUUACCCGGCAACACAACGGCCACCGCCGUCGUGACCGUGAGCAAACCCAACAACAUCCUCGACGCGUUUUUCUUCUUCUUCUACGCAUACAACCGCGGCGACUGGAUCUUUGGACUCCCCGUCCUCGAGCUGGGCGACCACGUCGGCGACUGGGAACACGUGAUGGUGCGGUUUCAGAACUCGACUCCUCAAGCCAUGUGGUACAGCCAGCACUCGUCGGGUCAGGCGUUCACAUUCAGCACGGUCCAAAAGUUCAACAACGGGUCGCGACCGAUCGUGUACAGCGCCAACGGCACCCACGCAAACUACGCUAUUCCGGGCCCCCAUCCGCUCAACAUCACCGGUCUCAACCUGGGCACCGGCCUGCCCAUCCCCCCCGUGACCGACCAGACCAGUCGGGGCAUUUUCUGGGAUCCCCUGGACAACGCGUUCUUCUACCAAUUCGACAACUCGACGCAACAAUUCACCGCCUAUAACGGCAUCGACCCUACGGGAUGGUUGAAUUUCAACGGCAUCUGGGGUGAUUUGCAACUGCCCAUCAACACCCCGGGCCAGGUCGACCUGCUGGGACAGAUCAAGUACGUGAGCGGACCCACGGGGCCUAAAUUCAAGGGCCUGGGGAGAGUCAACGUGUGCAAUACAGCCACCAACGGUAGCUGUCCCAUCCUGACUUCGCUGAGUGCUGCAUGA
Messenger RNA from Fonsecaea multimorphosa CBS 102226, 1047 nucleotides. RefSeq lists its product as uncharacterized. NCBI's taxonomy places the organism in Eukaryota, Fungi, Ascomycota, Eurotiomycetes, Chaetothyriales, Herpotrichiellaceae. The record is from RefSeq and is a predicted model, not a curated record. Bases 1 to 1047 code for a protein of 348 amino acids. The transcript is spliced from 2 exons.